AUGAACGCGGGACAGCAGACGACGAGGCGGUUGGCCGCGAGAGCGGGUCAAUCCAUAUGCCGCUCAUGUAGAGACUCCAUCUCCCGCAACACGUAUGCCACUGCUGCCGCCGCAGCCGUCCAGUCGUCAGACCAGCACAUCCCCCCCGUUGCCCAGACGUCUCCGCAGCCCUCCUACGCCGUCAACGCGGGCGUCGUCCUCUCCCGCCCGCCGCAAUUAACGCGCGACCUGCACCCUUUCGAGUCGGCCUACUUCCUCUACCAACGCCGUCUGAACGAGCGCCUCGCCCUGCCCUUCACACGCUAUUUCUACUUCAAGAAGCGCACCCCCGCAGAUCUAGAAUGGAAGCGCAAGAUGAAGCAGCGGCUGACGCCCGCCCGCGACAUCGGACGGUACAAGGGCUACGGCGACGAGGCGUGGAACGACGAGAUCCUCACGGGAGCACAGGAGAGCAACUUCGAAUGGCAGGUUGAGCGCUUGCUUGAGGAUGCCGAGACAACCGGCGCAGAUGCUCAGGAAACAGCCACCACGGCCGCGAGCAAGAAGGUCGACCACGAGCCCGUCGACAGGCCCAUGCCGAGGGUCACAGAGGCAGAUCUGCAGAACGAUACGAAGAGCUUGAACCGCGCGCUGCAGAGGACGCUGUACCUGCUAGUCAAGGACAAGGAGGGCAACUGGCAGUUUCCGCAGGACAGGCUGGACGAGGAGAAUCUGCAUGGGGCAGCGCAACGCAUCCUCUCCCAUUCCGGCGGCAUCAACAUGAACACCUGGCUCGUCGGCCACGUCCCCAUCGGCCAAUACCAGCUCGAGUACCCCGAGGCGGAAACAAAGCCCACAGGCCUCACCGAGUACGGCGCCAAGACCUUCUUCCUGAAAGCGCGCAUCAUGGCAGGGCAGAUCAACCUGGAGGAGAACAAGCUCGGUCUGCAGGACUACAAGUGGCUGGCGAAAGAGGAGCUGAAGGACGAGGUCGAGCCCAGGUACUGGUCGUCGAUCAAGAACAUGCUAGCGGAGCGGUAA
Messenger RNA from Dothidotthia symphoricarpi CBS 119687, 1020 nucleotides. RefSeq lists its product as uncharacterized. Gene Ontology annotation, molecular function: structural constituent of ribosome. The record is from RefSeq and is a predicted model, not a curated record. The transcript is spliced from 3 exons. Gene Ontology annotation, cellular component: mitochondrial large ribosomal subunit. NCBI's taxonomy places the organism in Eukaryota, Fungi, Ascomycota, Dothideomycetes, Pleosporales, Dothidotthiaceae. Bases 1 to 1020 code for a protein of 339 amino acids.